AAAUAAAAAUAUUUACUUUAUCUUUUCCAGUUGGGGAGAAUUUGAGAAUUUUGAUAUAGUAAUGGACCAAUGUAUUGAAGAUGCGACGACGACGACGACGACGACGACGACGACGACGACGACGACGACGACGACGAUUGAGUAAAUUUGGGAAAAGUGGAAAUACAAUUAUAGAUGAUUUUAUUUUAAAAAAAAAAUUAAGAUGGAUUCCUUAUAACCGAUUUAAAAAUGUUGAAUAUCUUAAUGAAGGAGGAUUUGGUACUAUAUACAAAGCUAUUUGGUUAAAGAAUAAUAAAGAUGAAAAAGAAGUAAUUUUUAAAUGUCACAAGAAUUUAAAUGAAAAUUUAAAUGAUUUUUGAAAGAAUGGGACUAUCAUAAGAAUUGUUUAAAUUCAUCACAUGAAAUUGUAAAUUUUUAUGGAUUUACAAAAGAUCCAGAGAUUUCAAAAUAUAUAGUAGUAAUGGCUUAUGCAAAUAAUGGUAAUUUAAGAGAAAAUUUAACAAGAAUAGUCAAAAAUAAUUG
Molecule: messenger RNA, 522 nt
Organism: Rhizophagus irregularis DAOM 181602=DAOM 197198
Lineage: Eukaryota; Fungi; Glomeromycota; Glomeromycetes; Glomerales; Glomeraceae
Source: RefSeq, a predicted model, not a curated record